This is a messenger RNA of Vicia villosa (hairy vetch), 589 nucleotides long. Its product is annotated as classical arabinogalactan protein 25-like. The record is from RefSeq and is a predicted model, not a curated record. NCBI's taxonomy places the organism in Eukaryota, Viridiplantae, Streptophyta, Magnoliopsida, Fabales, Fabaceae. Bases 66 to 482 code for a protein of 138 amino acids. The transcript has a single exon.
UGUUUGCCAAUAUAAAGGGUUAUUGCCAUCAUUUUUUUUCCCACUAAAAGCCUUCACCCUUAGAAAUGGCAUCAUUCAGUUUUUAUCUAGUAUUAAUGAUCAUCAUGGUUUUCAUGCCUUCACCUCUCCUUUCCUCCUAUUCACAAUCACAACCUCUUCCUGAACUUCCCACACUUCCCACACUCUCCUCAGAUCCUUCUCCAUCUUCACUCUUACCUUCCCAAGCUUUGUCACCCGACAUUGUUCCACUUUUGCCUUCUUCUGGUGGUGCUUUACCAACUCCUACAGGCUCUGACAUUCCCACCAUUCCUUCCAAUCCAAGUCCUCCAAACCCAGAUGACAUCAUUGCUCCAGGACCCUUUUCUGCAUUUGCACCAUAUGGAUCAAUACAGGCUGCUUCCAAUGCUCAUAGAAGUGUAGUUUUUGACAGAGCCAUUACUGUUUUUGCAUGUUUAGCAGCAGCAUAUCUUUCUUUGCAGUAAAUGAUUUGUGAUGUGCCAUAUUCCACUUUCUUGUUUGUUAAUUUUUCAUUCUUAGUACCUUGUAGUAUAUGAUGAUUAUUAUAAUGAAAUUCAGUUUCUUUCUCAAA